AAUUUAUUAGUUGCUGAUAGUUCGAUUUAUCUCUGCCGUGGGGGAGCGGAAGAUGGAGAAACGAAGGCUGCUUUUCGCUGAAAUUUGCGAGGCAUCCGCUUCCAAUCCCCGUCAGCUCUGAAUCCGAUCAAGAUGGGUUUGAUGAAGCUCUGGUCGACUUUGAAUUGGGAGGAUGAAUCUUAUCCGGCUUACGAAGACUUCGUCGCGGUGCCCUUCUUUGUGUUGUUCUUCCCCACUGCUAGAUUCUUCCUCGAUAGAUUUGUAUUUGAGAGGUUGGGCAGGCGAUGCAUUUUUGGAAGAAGGCAUGAAAAUAAUGAUGAUGGGUUACCUGGAAAAACAAAGAAAAUAAGAAAGUUUAAGGAGUCUGCUUGGAAAUGCAUCUAUUUUCUUUCCGGCGAGCUUUUGUCUCUGUACGUUACAUAUGAUGAACCAUGGUUUACAAACACCAAAUUCUUUUGGUUUGGACCAGGGGAGCAGGUCUGGCCUGACCAAAAAGUAAAACUGAAACUCAAGGCAGUUUACAUGUAUGCUUCUGGUUUCUACGUAUACUCCAUUUUUGCAUUGCUCUUCUGGGAAACAAGGCGGUCAGACUUUGGGGUGUCUAUGUCCCAUCAUAUUGCAACCGCCUUUCUCAUAAUGCUAUCUUACAUAUUCAGAUUUGCACGAGUUGGUUCCGUUGUUCUAGCAAUUCAUGAUGCAAGUGAUGUAUUUAUGGAAAUAGGAAAGAUGUCGAAGUACAGUGGUUGUGAGUGGCUUGCAGCAACCUCAUUUAUUCUAUUUGUGGUCUCAUGGGUUGCACUUCGGCUCAUUUACUUCCCUUUUUGGGUCAUUUGGAGUACGAGCUAUGAAGUUGUAUUGACACUCGAUAAGGAGAAACACAAGGUUGAUGGACCCAUAUAUUAUUAUGUUUUCAAUUCUCUCUUAAUAUCGUUACUUGUUCUUCAUAUCUAUUGGUGGGUCCUUAUCUUCCGGAUGAUUAUUAAACAAAUCCAAUCAAAAGGUCAUAUUGGUGAUGAUGUUCGAUCUGAUUCUGAGGCUGAGGACGAGCAUGAGGAUUAACUCAAAUAACAUUGCAGUUUGUGCCCUGCUGAUAUGAUGAAAACGGAAAGGCUGCUUCUAUCAUUAUUAUGAUAUUCAGUUUCAUUUCAGUUACCAUAUUCACCAGCUUCUUCUUUGUUGGCCUGAGGUAAUUGAUGGAGGGGCGAGUUAAUUUGAACCUCUGUUUCUUAUUUCUUGUGCAACCGUCACCUAUUGUCGUGGUGGUCCCACGUUUCAAUUUUUUGUGACUUAUUAUUUGAUGAAACAGCUUAGGGAUAGGCAUUCUUAUAAUUAACCACUGUAUAAGUUUAAAAAGUUGUUGAAACAAUUGACAUUUCUAUUUAAACGAUAUAAUUGAAUUCCUGAAAAUCCCAUA
Molecule: messenger RNA, 1414 nt
Organism: Phalaenopsis equestris
Lineage: Eukaryota; Viridiplantae; Streptophyta; Magnoliopsida; Asparagales; Orchidaceae
Product: ASC1-like protein
Biological process (GO): ceramide biosynthetic process
Cellular component (GO): membrane; endoplasmic reticulum
Molecular function (GO): sphingosine N-acyltransferase activity
Source: RefSeq, a predicted model, not a curated record